ACGGCCCUGACUGCAACAGACCCCCCAACCACAAUGUUAACCACAGCACUGACUUCAUCAACUCCACCUGACAGAACCACACCUCAAACAAAGACAACGGCGCCUAUCACAAACACGGCCACUGAAACCCUAACCUCGAGGACUAAGGCUUUUUCAACCAUGCAAACUACAACCUCCACACCCCCUUCCACUACAGCUACGGCAACACCUAACACCUUGACAACAACGACCACCGACACAACGGUCGCGCCAACGACCACGACAGAAGUAACAACCGCCAUACCAAUACAGACGACAGAGGGUGUGGGGUGCACCGUGAACAUCACGGAGAUCAUCGCCAGCGCAGACUCCGUGCUGGUGAAAGUCAACACACCUGGCAGAGGCUGUAACUUCACCGUGUUUUAUAAUGAGACGCCUCACACUGAUGGACUCGACUGCGAUCUGUUCGGGGAUUCCAGCAACGCGUACACCUGCGAGAUAAAUCCGCUGGAAGCCGGCACGCUGUAUUCUUUUGUGGUGCAAUCCAAAAACGAUGGAGAAAGGGCCGUCAUUGCAGUGCGCACAGACCCGCUGGCUCCGUCCGGGGUUGAGAUCCAGCCGGACCAGGCCCAGUUCCGGAGCUCGGCCCUGGGGCACGGCGGUACCUCCGGCCUGCGGGUCUCCUGGAGGCCGUCCCCGGGCCACGUCGACUGGUACGACGUCCUGCUGGAGGACCGGGCCGGGUCGGAGCCCGGGCGAAGCACCCGGGUCACGGGCACCGCCGCCCCGCAGUCGGGCUUCAGCGGCCUGACGCCCGGGACCCGCUACACCCUGGGGGUGGUGGCUACGUCAGGCAACAAGAGCAGCCCGGCUGUCUGGACGGACACCGCCACAGCUCCGGCCACGGUGAGCGAUCUCCAGGCGUCGGCCUCCUCCAACUCUGAAAGCCUCAGUGUGUCCUGGCAGUCCGGCCCAGGGAGGACAGAGCUGUUGCGGGUGGUGCUCAGUGACCAGGACGGGGCCGUGUUGGGGAACCUCACCGUGGGCAACGCCACAAACUCCAGCGUGUUCACCGACCUGCGACCUGGAACCUUCUACGUCGUCACCGUGGUGACUGAGGCGGCUGGUCUAAAGAGCGCCCUGUCUCAUCGAGUCCCCACAGCACCUGCUGCCGUCUCCCAACUGACUCUGACCAACAACGGUUCCACGGACUCUCUGAUUGGCUCGUGGGUCUCCGCUAGAGGCGGGGUCGAUGGCUACCUGGUGACCCUGUCGGGGCCGGGGUCGACCCCCCCGCGGCUCAGCCUGCGCCCCAACGCCACCCGGGCCGUGCUGCGGGGCCUGGUCCCGGGGCAGGACUACCAGCUGACCGUCACAACGCAGGCUGGGGGCCUGGGCACCGACCGCAGCGCCGCGGACAAGACGGUGCCCGACCGGGUGUCAGAGCUGUCCUUGUCCGCCCUGGAGGACAGCCCCUCUCUGAGGGUGUCCUGGGCGCCCCCUAGGGGCCGGUGGGACCACUACCGACUGCUACUAUGGAACGGAUCCCAGGUGCUGGUGAACCAGACCCUGGGGAACAGGACCACCCAGUACGUGUUCUCCGGGCCGGAGCUGGGCCUGGUGCUGGGCAGGAUCUACAGGGCGGAGGUCACCGUGCAGAGUGGACUUCUGGGUAACACCGCCUCCUGUCAGGGACGACUGGCCCCCCGGGCCGUCCAUAAGCUGGUGGUUCGCCACAGUGACGAGACCACCCUCAGCGUUCUUUGGGGCCGUCCGACGGGCGAGUGGGACGGCUUCAGCCUGGCCCUCCGGCAGGGGGACCCCCCCGUGGUGGUCUCCGAGAGGACCCUGCCCUGGGGGGCCCAGGAGUGCACCUUCAACGUCCUCACGCCCGGACGCCGGUACGAGGUUACCGUGACGACCGCCAGCGGGAACCUGAGCAGCUCGGCCUCUGUGGUCGGCUGGACCGCCCCCUCCCAGGUGAGCGCGCUGCAGCUGUACAACGCCGGGACCACCGACAGUCUCCGGGCGCGCUGGGAGCGGGCCCCCGGGGACCUGGACUCCUACCGCGUGCUGCUGGUGCACGACAGCAGCGUGAUCAAGAACGAGAGCGUGGGGCCCGACACCUGCAGCCUCAGCUUCCCGGGGCUGAGGCCGGGGGCCCUCUACAGGGUGGUGGUGACCACCGUGAGGGCGGGCCAGCUGUCCCGGCAGGCCGUGGCCGACGGACGCACCGCCCCCCGGGCCGUCCAUAAGCUGGUGGUUCGCCACAGUGACGAGACCACCCUCAGCGUUCUUUGGGGCCGUCCGACGGGCGAGUGGGACGGCUUCAGCCUGGCCCUCCGGCAGGGGGACCCCGUGGUGGUCUCCGAGAGGACCCUGCCCUGGGGGGCCCAGGAGUGCACCUUCAACGUCCUCACGCCCGGACGCCGGUACGAGGUUACCGUGACGACCGCCAGCGGGAACCUGAGCAGCUCGGCCUCUGUGGUCGGCUGGACCGCCCCCUCCCAGGUGAGCGCGCUGCAGCUGUACAACGCCGGGACCACCGACAGCCUCCGGGCGCGCUGGGAGCGGGCCCCUGGGGACCUGGACUCCUACCGCGUGCUGCUGGUGCACGACAGCAGCGUGAUCAAGAACGAGAGCGUGGGGCCCGACACCUGCAGCCUCAGCUUCCCGGGGCUGAGGCCGGGGGCCCUCUACAGGGUGGUGGUAACCACCGUGAGGGCGGGCCAGCUGUCCCGGCAGGCCGUGGCCGACGGACGCACCGUCCCGGCGGCGGUGGGCGAGGUGACGGUCAGCAACAACGGCCGCAUGGACUUCCUGAGCGUGUCGUGGCGCCCCGGGCCGGGCGAGGUGGACGGCUACCUGGUGUCGCUGCGGGACCGGGACAGGACGGUCCACACGCUGGCCGUGUCCAAGUCCAGCCCCCAGUGCGUCUUCAACUCCCUGGUGUCCGGACGCCUCUACAACAUCUCCAUCACCGCCCGCUGCGGGGCCUACGAGAACCACACCGUGGUGCAGGAGCGCACGCAGCCGUCGGGCGUCCAGGACCCCACCGCCUCCCACGACGCGCGGGACGACUACCUGAAGGUGUACUGGCGGCACGCGGCCGGAGACUUCGACUCCUACCAGGUGGUCAUCAAGCACAACAACCUCUUCCACCAGAACCAGACGGUCGUCAAGACGCGCAACGAGUGUGUGUUCACGGGCCUGGUGCCUGGCAGGCUGUACUCGGUGCUGGUCAUCACCUGGAGCGGAGCCUACGAGACCGGCGUCCCUACGCACGGGCGCACCUUCCCCGCCGCGGUGCGGUCGCUGACCCUGGCCGGGCGCGGCACCGACGACCUGCGGGUGGCGUGGGCGGCUGCGCCUGGCGACGUGGACCACUACGAGGUGCAGCUGCUGUUCAACGACCUGAAGGUGUUCCCGCCCGUCACGCUGGGCAGCGGCGUCGGGGAGUGCGUGCUGUCCUCCCUCACGCCGGGGCGCAUGUACAAGGUCCUGGUGUCCACGUUCAGCGGGCCCAACCAGAGGGCCCAGUUCAUCGAGGGACGCACAGUGCCCAGCAAGGUGAAGAGCAUCCACAUCAGCAACAGCGGCGAGAGCAGCAGCCUGCGGGUGAGCUGGACGGCGGGCCAGGGGGAGGUGGACAGCUACGUGGUGUCCCUCCACAGGGAGGGCCGCCGGCUGGACGCCCGGCCCGUGCCCAAGCACCACAACGAGCUGCGCUUCGACUCGCUGCAGCCGGGCCAGCUGUACGACAUCACGGUGCAGUCCAUCAGCGGGGAGCUGGUCAACAACAGCACCGCCAGCGCACGCACCGUGCCCUCCAUCGUGUCGGGGCUCCAGGUGGACACCCAGGAGACCAUCAGCAGCCUGCAGGUCACCUGGCAACAGGCGCUGGGCGUUGCCGACGGUUACAGCCUGGAGGUCUUGGAUGGGAGGGGAGAGCUGGUGACCAACUCCUCGGAGCCGUACGGACGCGGCCAGCAUCGCUUCGACCGGCUCACCCCCGGCAGGAAGUACCGGGUGGUGGUCCGUACCACCAGCGGGGGGGUCAGCAGCCAGGGGGUCAGCGGCGAGGGCCGCACACGUCCAGCCGCGGUCUCCGAGCUGUCCAUUCAAUCCAACACCACAAGUAGCCUGUCGUUCCAGUGGUCUCCACCAGAGGGCGACUUUGAGACCUAUGACAUCUUCCUGUUCAACGGGAGUGACCGGCUGCAGGAGCAGCUCAAGGGACAGUCUGCCAUCCAGCAGUGCUCCUUCAAGGGCCUGGUGCCUGGAGCUCCUUACAAGAUGGUGGUGUUGACACGGAGUGGGGAGCUGACCAACGACUCAGCCAUCUGGGCCAGGACUGUCCCGGGGGCUGUGCUGUCCCUGCAGACCCACAGCACCAACCGCUCCGAGGAGCUCAGGGUGAGCUGGUCGCGGCCCCCGGGCGAGCUCAGCCGCUACCUGCUGUCCCUCUACGCCCCUGACGGAGCCCGGCAGGACCAGCGGCCGCUGGGGGCCGGGGUCACCGAGCACGUCUUCCAGGGGCUGGUGCCGGGACGGCGGUACCAGGUGGUCGCGCUCACCUGUAGCGGGGAGUUGGUCAACAGCGCCAGCACCGCGGGCAGAACCGCCCCGCGACCCCCGACCUCCUUGUUCCUCGGCGUCACCAACACCUCGGUGGAGGUCACGUGGAGCGGGCCCGUGGACUCGGACUACGACGACUAUGACCUGCAGUGGGUCCCCAAGGUGCAGCUGUCCGUGGUCAACCCCUACCUCGCCCGCACCUCUGGCAGCCGGCUCCUGCAGGGCUUCUACCCCGGGAGGCUCUACACCCUCAGCCUGCGCACGGUCAGCGGAGCCACCGAGGCCGGGGCCCGGCCCGCCUACAGCGCCACCGUCUACAAGAGCAUCCGCACCAAGCCCGGCCGGGUCCACGGCCUGCACUGCCGCCCCCAGAGCUCCACCUCCAUCUCCUGCUCCUGGGGCGCGCCCCGGGCCGAGUACGACUCCUACACCGUCGAGUGCCUCCACCAGGGCUCCCGCACCCUGGUGUACUCCCGCCGCACCGGCCGCGACUCCACCGUCUACCUCAUCAGCCAGCUGGAGCCCCACAAGCGCUACACCGUGUCCGUCAAGGUCAUCUCGGACACCAUGGUGAGCGAGGCGGCGCGGGACAGCGUGGUGACCAUGAUCGACCGCCCUCCCGUGCCCCCUCCCAGCGUCCGAGUGAGCGACCGGGUGGCGGUGGUCUCCAAGUCCUCCAUCGUCUUCAGCUUCAACUGCAGCUGGUUCAGCGACAUCAACGGAGCCGUGCGCAACUUCACCGUGGUGGUGACCGAGUCUGAGGACAGCGAGAUGCUCCAGCCCGACCAGCAGCACCCCCUCCCCUCCUACCUGGAGUACAAAACCAACAGCUCGGUCAAGUCCUACCAGACGGCCUACUUCCCCAGCCACUGCGCCGAGGGCCCGGACGUGGCCCCCCAGAGCUUCGACAUCAGCCUGGGAACGGGCAUGGACACACUGGGAGGGGACUGCGACGCCACGGACGGAGAGCCCGUAGACCCCGACCUGCAGCGGGAGACCGGACCCUUCUGCGACGGACCCCUCAAACCCAAAACCGCCUACAGACUGAGCGUGCGGGCCUACACCCAGCUGCUGGACGACCACCAGAAUGCCGGCGCCUCGCCGCUUUUCACCGACACCUACCUGUCCCUGCCCGUCGUCACCGAGGCCGAGCCUGGGAGCGGUGUGAUGGAGGGCAUCAGCGCCGGCCUGUUCCUCAUCUCCAUGAUGAUCGGCGUGACCGCUCUGCUCGUCUGCAGACAGAAGGCCCGCAAAGUGAGUGUGGAAGAGACACCAGUCGUCAGGAUGAGCAUGAGGAGAGAGAGAUCACCCAGCUCCGGAGUGUACAUGGGAGUCCGAGGGAACCGCCGCAUUUCAAGCCCCAUCAAGAUCAUGAACUUUGACGGCCACUUCUCCAAACUGCAGGCUGACUCCAACUACUUUCUGUCAGAGGAGUUUGAGGAUCUGAAGGAGGUGGGUCGGAACCAGCCACUGGAUACUGCUCUGCUCCCGGAGAACCGCGGGAAGAACCGAUACAACAACAUUCUCCCCUAUGACUCAACGCGGGUGAAGCUGGCCUGUGUAGACGAUGACCCCUGCUCUGAUUACAUCAACGCCAGCUAUAUUCCUGGAAACAACUUCCGCAGGGAGUACAUCGCCACGCAGGGCCCUCUUCCGGGGACUAAGGACGACUUCUGGAAGAUGGUCUGGGAGCAGAACGUCCAUAACGUCGUCAUGGUUACACAGUGUGUGGAGAAAGGCAGGGUCAAGUGUGAUCACUACUGGCCCUUCGACCACGAGCCCUUGUACUACGGGGACCUGAUUGUCCAGAUGCUGUCCGAGUCCGUCCUGCCCGAGUGGACCAUACGGGAGUUCAAGAUCUGCAGUGAGGACCAGCUGACCUACUCCAGGCUGGUGCGUCAGUUCCACUACACCGUGUGGCCCGACCACGGCGUGCCCGAGACCACCCAGUCCCUGAUCCAGUUCGUCCGCACGGUCCGGGACUACAUCAACAGGAGCCCUGGGUCCGGGCCCACCGCGGCCCACUGCAGUGCCGGCGUGGGGCGCACCGGAACCUUCAUCGUCCUGGACCGCGUCCUGCAGCAGCUCGACACCAAGGACGCGCUGGACAUCUACGGCGCCGUGUUCGACCUGCGCCUGCACCGAUCCCACAUGGUCCAGACCGAGUGCCAGUACGCCUACCUCCACCAGUGCGUGCGUGACGUGCUGAGGGCCAGGAAGCUCCGCAGGGAACAAGAGAACCUCCUGUACCCCAUCUAUGAGAAUGUCCACCAUGACACUCAAAGAGAUAUGGUGUUCACCAGGCGUUAAAGAUUGUAUUGGUGAUGGAGCAAGAAAAAAGAGAUUGACUGUACAGUUAUAUUUGUAGCACUACUGU
Messenger RNA from Gadus chalcogrammus (walleye pollock), 6934 nucleotides. RefSeq names its product receptor-type tyrosine-protein phosphatase beta-like. Gene Ontology annotation, molecular function: cadherin binding; protein tyrosine phosphatase activity. The record is from RefSeq and is a predicted model, not a curated record. Gene Ontology annotation, biological process: angiogenesis; protein dephosphorylation. NCBI's taxonomy places the organism in Eukaryota, Metazoa, Chordata, Actinopteri, Gadiformes, Gadidae.